AGAAUCUUUAUCCUCCUGGUCAGCAGGUGGCGAUAUUGUCCGUUCUAUCUUCUUCGGCGAUUUUGUGCAGCAAAAACGCCAACAUGGCGGCCCACAGAGUAGCAUGUUUAGGGUUAAAUGCCCUUUAUUCGACUAUGUGUGCUCCGAAACAGGCCAUGAGAAGCUGCUGGGGAGCCGUGGAGCAAGUGAGGGGCUACUAUGUGAAUUGGAGGAUGCUGAGGGACGUCAAGAGGAGACAGAUGGCCUUUGACUAUGCUGAUGAGAGGCUACGAAUCAAUGCACUGAGGAAGAACUCCAUCCUUCCGAAAGAGCUUCAGGAAAUUGCAAACAAAGAGAUUGCAGCUCUACCCAGAGACAGCUGCCCUGUGAGAAUCCGUAACAGGUGUGUGAUGACUUCCAGACCUCGGGGAGUGAAACGGCGUUGGCGAUUUAGCCGAAUUGUCUUCCGUCACUUAGCCGACCACAACCAGAUGUCAGGAAUACUGAGAGCAAGAUGGUGACUAAGGAUCUGCAAACUACAGUUGAAUUGAAUAAUUGCUCAUUAUUUUCAGACAAACAUUAGAAUUCUGUACUGACUGUAUUUGGGCCUUUGGGAGUGUUUAGAAAUACAGGAAAGUGUUGAUGUUUAAAGUGACUUCACUGACAUUACUGCAACAAGCGUUCAGCCCUUUCUAUAUGCAAAAGAGGACAUCAAUAUUUCCUGUAAUUACAUAUUUAUCUGUCGGUGUGUGUACAUUUAUUUUCUUUGUGAGCCAAAAUGUAACUUCACACAAAGAGUAAUAAAAAAAAUGUAGUUCUACUUUA
Molecule: messenger RNA, 804 nt
Organism: Betta splendens (Siamese fighting fish)
Lineage: Eukaryota; Metazoa; Chordata; Actinopteri; Anabantiformes; Osphronemidae
Gene: mrps14
Product: mitochondrial ribosomal protein S14
Exons: 3
Coding region: 84-500 (138 amino acids)
Biological process (GO): translation
Cellular component (GO): ribosome; mitochondrial small ribosomal subunit
Molecular function (GO): structural constituent of ribosome
Source: RefSeq, a predicted model, not a curated record